AUGAGCAUCUUUUUCAGACCACCUUUGGAUAUAGAGAUUACACUGGACAACGAAGAAGCACGAAAGCAUGUGGAUCUCCCUACUAACAAUAAAUCCAAUAUUCAGGAAAGUUUACCACUUUAUGAAGAUGGUGAGUCCCUAAGUGGGGUUGUAACAUUAAGAGUCAAGGAAGGGAAAAGAGUCGAUCACUUAGGUGUGAAAAUAGCCGUUGUUGGCUCAAUUGAUAUGGUCAAAACUCAUGGUGGAAGCAAUGGUAGUGUUACUGGUAAUAAGAUUUCACCCAAUGCUUCAGCUUUGGACUCUAGGAAGAAGACUGUUGAUCAGUUUCUUUGUAUGAGCUAUGACUUAUGUCCUGCUGAGGAAUUACAACAUACUCAGAGUUUUACUUUCAAUUUUAAAGAUGUUAACAAGAGAUAUGAGGCCUAUAGGGGGAAGAACGUUGAUGUGUCAUAUUAUGUUAAAGUAACCGUAUUAAGGAAGUCUACUGAUAUUUCCAAAACCAAAAGAUUUUGGGUAUAUUUAUAUAAAGAUCUGAUACCUCAACAACCGCCAACCACUGUACAAAAAGCACCUUCAAAAGUACAGUCAAUUGAGGAACCCGUUGAGGAGGAAGCUUCUAAUUCAAACGGCACUGAUGCAUCUGACGUUAAUGAUAAUGGUGAAUCUUCAAUUGCAGCACCACCACCUUCGAAUAGUGCGAACAAUAACGAAUCACACCCAGUCAAGUUGGAUAUUGGUAUAGAGAAUUGCUUACAUAUUGAAUUUGAGUUUUCUAAGGCACGUUACACUUUGAAGGAUGUCAUUGUCGGAAGGAUAUAUUUUUUAUUGACUAGGUUAAAGAUAAAACACAUGGAAUUAAGUUUGAUUACCAGAGAAUCCUCUGGUUUACAACCGUCAAACUAUUUAAUUGACUCUACCGCAAUUAGGUACGGAAUAAUGGAUGGAUCGCCAGUUAAAGGGGAAUCAAUACCUAUCAGAUUAUUCCUAGGAGGAUAUGAUUUGAUUCCGAAUAUGAGCUGCAAUUACUUCAACGUUAAGAAUUACUUAAGUUUGGUAAUUAUUGAUGAAGCCGGCAGAAGGUAUUUCAAACAAUCAGAAAUUAUACUUUAUCGUACAAGGUAA
Molecule: messenger RNA, 1122 nt
Organism: Naumovozyma castellii
Lineage: Eukaryota; Fungi; Ascomycota; Saccharomycetes; Saccharomycetales; Saccharomycetaceae
Gene: PEP8
Product: retromer subunit PEP8
Exons: 1
Coding region: 1-1122 (373 amino acids)
Source: RefSeq, a predicted model, not a curated record